This is a messenger RNA of Prunus dulcis (almond), 828 nucleotides long. Its product is annotated as EPIDERMAL PATTERNING FACTOR-like protein 8. The transcript has 2 exons. NCBI's taxonomy places the organism in Eukaryota, Viridiplantae, Streptophyta, Magnoliopsida, Rosales, Rosaceae. Gene Ontology annotation, biological process: stomatal complex development; guard cell differentiation. The coding region runs from base 216 to 566 and encodes 116 amino acids. The record is from RefSeq and is a predicted model, not a curated record.
GCAAGACAUGGGCUACAGAGAAAUGUAGUGUGGAAAAGAAACAGCAUUUGUUUCCACCAUGUCUAAAAUAAUAUAAAUAGCUUCCAUUAAUUGAGCCUCUUCCUCUGUCAACCACCAAUCCUCUCUUCUCCUGUGCUUCUUGCACAGCAUCAUCCCCCUUUCUUCACUGUAACAAACAUCAGAAGCAUCAUCAUCCUUCAAAGACUGAUCAUCUGAUGGCUCCUGCAAGCAGAAGCUACCAUGUGCAUGGCCUCAAAGUUGCAAUAAUCACUGUGGCUUCCAUCUUUUUGCUCACAAUUCUGCUUCCCAACUCAGUGGAUUCUCUGCAUUCAAGCAACAACAGUGAGAGUGAUGAUGAUGAAUUCAGGCAAAGCAAAAUGGUUUUGGGUUCAAGGCCUCCUGGAUGUCAAAACAAGUGCUUGAAUUGCAGGCCUUGCAUUGCUACUCUGGUCAUCCCAGUUCACAAAACAAAGCGCUUCAGCUUGUCAUCUCAUGGAGAAGAAGAUGACAGUUAUUAUUUGCUUUCAUGGAAAUGCAGAUGUGGAAAUAAGCUAUUUCAACCUUGAGAUGUCUUAUUCUUCACCUGUCCCUUUAUAGAAACUAGCAUAUAUAUACUUAUUAUUAGGUGAACCUUCUGUUCUACCUAAGCCGUCGAGGUCUGAUCUCUCUAGCUCAUGCAUGGUGUGCUCUGAAAAGAUAAGACUUCAAAAAAGAAAAGUUUAGAAAUCAAUCAUUUAGAUGUGCAUUGUGCACCUGUUAUGUGUUUGUAGAUACUGAUUAAUUAUAUAUUAAUUUCUAUCUAUCAGUAUCAACUGCUGCUUUGUUUUA